This is a messenger RNA of Etheostoma cragini (Arkansas darter), 1168 nucleotides long. Its product is annotated as synaptophysin-like. The record is from RefSeq and is a predicted model, not a curated record. Lineage: Eukaryota; Metazoa; Chordata; Actinopteri; Perciformes; Percidae. Bases 97 to 963 code for a protein of 288 amino acids. Gene Ontology annotation, cellular component: synaptic vesicle; presynaptic active zone; synaptic vesicle membrane. The transcript has 8 exons.
CCCCCCUCCAUCCUCCCUCCUCCCUCCUCCAUCCUCCCUCCUCCCUCCUCUCUCCGUCCUCCCUCCAUCUCCUCUCUCCUCUCGACGCACGGCAGGAUGGACGUCGUUAAUCAGCUGGUGGCCCAGGGCCAGUUCCGGGUGCUGAAGGUUCCUCUGGGCUUCAUUAAGGUCUUACAAUGGUUCUUCGCCAUCUUCGCCUUCUCCACCUGUGGGAGUUAUUCCGGGAUGUUCCGGAUGGCGGUGGAGUGUAAGAACCGGACGGAGAGCGACCUGAGCAUAGAGGUGGAGUUUGAGUAUCCAUUCAGACUUCACCAGGUGUAUUUUGACGCCCCUACCUGUAAGGGGGAGGACAAGGAGCGUCUCUUCCUGAUUGGCGACUACUCCUCCUCGGCCGAGUUCUUCGUCACCAUCGGCGUCUUUGCCUUCCUCUACUCCACGGCGGCUGUCACCAUCUACGUCCUGUUCUUCGAGAAGUACAAGGAGAACAACAAGGGGCCCCUGAUCGACCUGGGUGUGACCGCGGUGUUCGCCUUCAUGUGGCUGGUGAGUUCGGCGGCCUGGGCCAAAGGGCUCUCAGACGUGAAGACGGCGACCGACCCCGACAAAGUGAUCACUCUGAUUACCGCCUGCGACGUCGAGGGGAACAGCUGCCGUGAAGUCCACGACCCGGUCAUGUCUGGACUCAACACCUCCGUGGCUUUUGGCUUCAUUAACCUGGUCCUGUGGGUGGGAAACCUGUGGUUCGUGUUUAAGGAGACGGGCAUCAUCGCUCCCUUCAUGCGCGCUCCACCUCCUCAGGAGAAACCGGCUGCACCAGACGCCUACGGCCAGCAGGGGGCGUACGAACAAGACCCGUACGCCAGCAACCAGGGAGGCUACCAACCCGACUACAGCCAGCAGGGGUACAACCAGGAGGCCGAGUACGGCCAGGGGGCGCCCACCUCCUUCGCCAACCAGAUGUGAACUGACAGGAAGCAGAAAACACCGGAGUAAACCACCAGUGGGUCGCCUGCAAACUACCCACAAUGCAACACUCCUGUCUGUCUGCAAAGUUAAUAGGGGGCGGCGGGGGAAGGGAAGGGGGGGGGGGGGUUAAAAGAAGGCGGGGUUUUAAAUGUUCACUAUAAUGAAUCGAUGUGUAAAAGGGUUUAAAAAAAAUAAAAUAGAG